Molecule: messenger RNA, 1818 nt
Organism: Leptopilina heterotoma
Lineage: Eukaryota; Metazoa; Arthropoda; Insecta; Hymenoptera; Figitidae
Product: odorant receptor 46a-like
Exons: 9
Coding region: 1-1818 (605 amino acids)
Biological process (GO): sensory perception of smell; detection of chemical stimulus involved in sensory perception of smell
Cellular component (GO): plasma membrane
Molecular function (GO): olfactory receptor activity; odorant binding
Source: RefSeq, a predicted model, not a curated record
AUGUAUAAAGGACAAAUUUCGUUGAUAAUUCUCUCAACUGCUGGCUAUUGGCGACCAAUUGGUUUCUCAUUUUUUGCCGUUGCAUUUUUAUACAAUAUUUACAGUAUUUUUAUGACAUUUCUCGUUUAUUCCUUUGACAUGUCUCUGUACAUGUAUCUUAUUCUACAUGCAAUCAACGAUAUCGACGAUUUCUCCGAAUCAUUGUGUUGGUUCCUAUUGAGUUUAGUCGUUUGUGUGAAAUUAACAAAUUUACUCAUCAAACGAAAUGAAAUAAUUGAUUUAAUAAAUAUGAUGGAUAUACAUUAUUUUUCACCGCGCGAUCAUGAGGAGGAGGCUAUUCAACAAAACUAUGACUAUAUGUCUAGAAGAAAUACAAUGUUAUUUUUGAUUGGAAGUCUUUUUACAAUGACAGCACUGACGCUUGGCGGAUUGGCAAGAAGUGAUAUUAUAUUACCAUUUAAAACCACAUUACCAUUUGACAAUGACGAUAAAAUUAUAUUUUGGCUCACAUAUGUCGUUCAAACUUUAAGUAUUUACAGUUCAGGUUUAACAAAUGUUGGCGUCGAAACAUUAGUCAUGGUAAUUAUGCUUCAAAUUUGCUGUCAACUCGAAAUAAUUUAUCAUCGUCUCGAAGAAAUGACACAAUUGAAUCUCAAUGACGAGAGUUCGUUAAAUUUUUCAAAAACCAAAGAGGCUCGAAUUCUCGUUGAAUGUGUCAGACAUCAUGACUAUGUCUAUCUAUUCAGUGAAAGAUUGAAUGAUAUUUUUAGUAUUGUGUUUGGAAUGCAAUUUAUUGGAUCGAUAACAAAUAUUUGCACACUUAUUUACAGUUUAUCGACAAAAACUACAGUCAAUGACAAAGUUCUUGCCCAGGGUUUACUCCUGCCAAAUAUUUUAUUUCAAACUUUUAUCUACUGUCUUUUCGGUAAUGAAGUUAUGCUAAAAAGCUUAAAAGUUGCGGACGUAAUUAGUAUGAUGGAUUGGACAAUGUUAAGAAGACAAUCAAAGAAAGGACUUCUCAUGAUUGCAAUGCGUGCGAGAAAUCCAAUAAUUAUCACCGGUGGAUCACUCAUUCCCAUGUCACUCAACACUUUUGUUACCCCGAAAAAUUUGUAUGAAUCGAAAAUAGUUAACAAAUAUUUUCACAUUGGCAGUUUGGAAUCGAGUGGAAUUUUUUUUGCCACUUAUUUAUAUCAAUCUGUUGCAAUAAUAAUGUCGGCAUUGAUAACAAGUUCCGUUGAAUGCUUUGCAUUGAUGGUGAUUUUAAUAAUUUGCGGUCAAUUCGAAAUAUUUGUUUAUCGUUUAAAUUUACUGGCGACAAUUAAAAGGAAUAAUAAACUCAAAUCUAGUGUUCAUGAAUGUGAGGAAAAAUUGAUCAAAAAUUUCGUACGACAUCACAAUUGUAUGUAUUCACUUGGAGUGAAUAUGAAUAAUAUAUUUGGAACAAUGAUUUUUGUACAAUUUUUCUCCUCAUUAAUACAACUGUGCACAACGAUAUUUCAAAGUAGAAUGCAUUUCAAAAAUCAUGAUUUGUGGUCAAGAUUUUCACUCUUGUGUACAUCAUUUUUACAACUCUACUUGUACUCAUUCUCAGGAGAAAAAAUAAUGGAAAAGAGUUCAUUGAUUGCAGGAGAAAUUUAUCAAACGAAAUGGAACAAGUUAACAAGUCGCUCAAGAAAAAAUCUCAUUUUAAUUAUGAUUCGUGCUUUGAGACCAAUAAAACUAAUGGGCUCGUCUAUCGUCGUUAUGUCAUUAGACACGUUUGUUAAAGUUGUAAAAUUAUCAUUCUCUACUUAUAAUCUAUUAAUCAAGUUAUGA